This is a messenger RNA of Diospyros lotus (date-plum), 2452 nucleotides long. RefSeq lists its product as uncharacterized. NCBI's taxonomy places the organism in Eukaryota, Viridiplantae, Streptophyta, Magnoliopsida, Ericales, Ebenaceae. Bases 96 to 2261 code for a protein of 721 amino acids. The record is from RefSeq and is a predicted model, not a curated record. Gene Ontology annotation, cellular component: cytoplasm. Gene Ontology annotation, molecular function: mRNA binding. The transcript has 7 exons. Gene Ontology annotation, biological process: regulation of gene expression.
UCUGCCCUUUUCGGUGUAUGCUUACUUUCGACCAGUGAAACCCUAGUACCAGACCAGUACUGAUUGGAAAUCCCAACUCAAGGCGCUUGAUCUCCAUGGCGGAGGAAGCAAUUGUCGCCGCUGAUAGCCCUGCACCGCUCGAGCACAAGCGCAAGCACGAAGAUGGGGAGACCGAAGCCCUCGAACCAUCGAUGGGCGACUCGAACGCGGUUGAGAAAGCUGCCGUUGCCGCGGUUGAUUCCGAAGAGUCUGAGGCGAAACGGCCCCGUGCAGAGGAGCAACCUGACGAAUUAGUAGUUACUGAGAAUGGUUUCCAAGAGCAAAAGGUGGAUGAGCCUGUCAAGGAGGACGUUGAACCACCAUCUAUGGACAGUGGUUCCAAAAUUGAGAAUGCUCAAGAAUCAAUCAAGGAAGAAGCUUUAGAGAUGGUAAACAAAGAACAGACCUCCAAUGAAGAUCACCAGAUAGAGGAUAUCCAACAAACUAUAGUUGAGAAUGCUGAGUUGGAAAAUUCUCAGCAACAACCAUAUCCAGGGGUGCUUCAGGAUGCCUCUGCCCAAGUUCCUCAGCAGGGGGACAUCUCUUCCUCAGAGCAGAAACCUGCAUCUGAUACUCAAACUACAUCACAGAAAAUUGAGGUCCCAAAUAAUAAGGUUGGGGUUCUCAUUGGCAAGGCUGGGGACACUAUAAGAUUCCUGCAAAAAAAUUCUGGUGCCAAAAUUCAGAUCACAAGGGAUGCUGAUACUGAUCCGCAGUCUACCACAAGGGCUGUAGAACUAAUUGGGACUCCUGAGAAUAUAAUUAAGGCUGAGAAACUAAUUCAAGAUGUUAUAGCCGAGGCAGAUGCUGGGGGUUCCCCUUCCCUUGUGGCGAGGGGCUUCAGCACUGUACAGGCUGCUGGAGCUGCAGAACAGAUUCUCAUACAAGUUCCAAAUGAGAAGGUUGGUGUAAUCAUAGGCAAAGGCGGGGAGACUAUCAAAAGCCUACAGACGAGAUCAGGGGCACGCAUCCAGUUAAUACCGCAACAUCUUCCUGAGGGGGAUCAAUCUAAAGAAAGGACAGUACGUGUCUCUGGUGACAAGAAGCAGAUUGAAAUAGCAAGAGAAAUGAUAAAGGAAGUCAUGACUCAGCCUGCAAGGCAGUUGCCUCGCUCUUGGGGUCAUAAUCAACAGGGGGUUCAUCCUCGUGGAGCUCCAUCACACUGGGGAUCCCGCAGUCCUCAUCCUGCCCAGCCAACUGGGUAUGAAUAUCAUAGAGGACCAUAUCCAUCUCAGAAUUCUCAGUAUCCACCUCAAGGGUAUGGUAAUUAUCCUCAGCAACAAGCAGCUCCAAGAAGCAGUCUGGUUCCAGGAAUGGGGCAGAGGCCACAAAUGAUGCAGGGUCCCCCUCUCCAGGGUGACUAUUAUGGUGGGCAAGGUCGAAUGCUUGACACCCCCAAGUCUGCCCCACCAUCUAAUGCUGUUCCUGCUCAUGGUCCUGGUCCUUCCCCUGUGGGCCCUCCCCCGUCAUAUGGAAAUUACAACUACGGCCAACAUGGCACAGAUUAUGGGCUGCAAGCUCCUUACAGCCAGGUUGUUCCUUCUCAGAACUAUGGGCAUGGAUAUAAUGAAGCUAAAUACGAGAACCAGGCUCCCAGUCAUCAACCCCAUGUAGACCCACAGCAAAUGGCCUACCCUCAAGGUGCUACUUAUCCAGGUUAUAAUCCUCAGGACCAGUAUGGUAAGCCGUCUUAUGCCGUGCCACCACAUGGACCUCCGUCCCAAACCUAUGUCCAGCCAAGAGCCGGUCAACCGGCUGAUGUGCCUUAUCAAGGUCCUGUCUCAUCGACCCAACCUUACGGUCAAACUGCACCAGCUCAACAGGCAUACCCAUUCCCCCCGAGUGGGCAUAUGCAGCAGCAAACUUAUCCUCCAUAUGCUUCUGCCGCUGCUACUGAAGGGUAUAUUCAGCAAACACCCGUCACAACAGCAUCCGGGCCCGUUUAUCCCCAGCAAGGUGGCCAGUUUGUUGCCGGUUAUUAUGGUCAACCUGGAGGACAGCAGGCUCCUGGUUAUGCUCAAGUGGCUUCACAACCCGCUCAAAACAGCUCGGGAUAUGGGUACCACCAAGGUGCAGCGGAUCCAGCUUAUGCUAGUGGCCCUGUGGGAGGUUAUUCUGCUGCAGCGGCGGGGCAAGCCGGGUAUGUUCAGCCAGCUCCUCCGGCGGCCCAGCCAGGCUACGUGCAGUAUGAUUCCACUCAGAUGUAUGGUGCACAUCACUGAACACUGAACAUUUUGAGAUUGGCUUCAACCACCAAGAAGACGAGAAAUAGGCCUUUUCCAAAUGCUGGUUUCCAUUUCCAACCUUUUCUUGUGAGCUUUUUGGUUUUCCAUCUACUUCGUUUGUAUUAUGCGUAUUCGUAUUGUACUAUGAAUGAUGGGCGGAACCUUUUAUCUGAUCCUUACUUCUUGCC